AUGUUACAAUUUUAAAUUGAUGAGGUAAAUACAAAAACGAGUAAAUAAAAAUACAAAACAACGUAUCAUUUAUUUUCGGUCUGCAAUUGUUCUAUUUAGUCAAACCGUGGUUGUGAUUAUUUUGUGAAGUCCGAUGCAUUGUUUUCAUUCCUGUCUGGGUGAAGAUAUAAUUUCAGGAUAGGAUUUUCAUGAUAUUUACAUUAAAUAACAAUUUUUCAUGUUAUAAGUAAAUAAAUUAAACAGGCAAAUUGAAAAAAUAUAAAAUUGAGCAUCAUUUAUGUUCGGUCUGCAAUUGUGAUGUUUAGUCAAACCGGAGUUAUGAUGAUCUUGCAAAGUCGACUGCUCUGACUUUAUAUCUCUUCGUUUGUUUUGCUUGCAAUUCAUAAAUUACAGAAUUAUGCUAAGCUGUAUGUAAGAUUUGUUCUGGCAUUGCGCGGUAGUAAUUUUUUUCACCAUUUUCGUCUAUAAGAAUCAGAAAUGUCUCUCACGCCUUCAGAAUCGUUGGCUCAAAUCUCCUCUGCACAAAAAGACGAGUUUUACCUCAAUUAUCUGAGAGGUCUGUUCAAUGAUGGCACGAAAAAGAUUUUCGGGCCACAAACAACAAUAAGAUGGAGCAAAGAAAUCCAAUUACUGUCGGAUAUGGCCUAUUUUGGACUCACAACUUUGGGAGACUUGCAGACAUUAGGAGAGGAAUACACUCAAAUUAUUCAAGUUGGUCCCACAAUGAACCGGCUGCCGAGUCGUUUUAGUAGACUUAUAAUGAUUGCUCUUCAUACUUUAUUACCAUAUUUAAUUGACAAAUUUCUAUGCCAUCUUGAAAACAAACUUGCAAAAAGCGAACAUUUACAUAAUCACACAAAUUUGCAGGAUAUGGUACAAAAAGUUAGAUUAAUUUUUAAUGUUUUGAACCGUUUACAUUUAUCUGUUUUCUAUUUGCAAGGGAUAUAUCACACCAUGUCAAAAAGAUUUGCUGGCAUUCAAUAUGUCAAAUAUAACCUCCCUGGAAUGUCACAGCAGCCUGAAAGCUCGGCUUUCAAGCUCCUAGGUUAUAUGUCCUUAGUACAAUCAUUGAUCGCACUAGCUAUGCAUGUUAUUUCUAUUCGCAAUGAUUUAAAGCCAGUAAUAAGCAAUAGCGAAGCUGAAAAAUUUGGCAUCAGUCAUUCAAGUAAAGCUUCCAUAAUUGAAGAAGACAAACCCGAUAUGAAAUGUAGUUUAUGUUUAGAAAAGAGAAAUCGUACAACUGUGACCCCUUGUGGGCAUUUAUUUUGUUGGAAAUGUAUUCAUUCCUGGAUAAAUACGAAACCAGAAUGUCCGAUUUGUAGAGAAAGCUUGAAGCCAAAUAAACUUGUUUGCUUAAUGAAUUUUGAAUGAGUAUUUAGUACUAGAUGCAAUAAUUCACAAUUGUUAAUCUGUUUUGAAAAUAGAUUGCAUUUUGUUAUCACAGACAUAUAAUACAACACCCACCAGCUUAAAUCCUUAUUAGACUCGUGUUAUUUAUAUUCUAUAUCACAAAAUGAGAUUUCUACAAUACCUCUCAGAUUGUGUUUGUGUCAUUUUUUGUUGUGGCUCGAAAAUUUUGUGUUCUGAUUAUGCGCUCAGGUGCAACAUUUUUGAGACACCCUAUUUUUGUACUAAGAUGAAGUUAUCUAUCUGUAUUAAUAAAUUAUCUGUCUAUUGAAUAUGAAAUAUAUUCCAAAACCUUCAAGAAAUAAUAUUUACUUAACUUUAAGGUCUGUUUGUAAAAGUGCUCGAACAUCAAAAAUUGCCAGUUCUGAUUUUUCAUGUGUUGAUCAGCAUAGCCAAUACCAAUUUUGUCGUUUGAAUUAUUCAAAAUCAUCACUACCAGUGUAUUCUGAUGGGUGGUUCUGAGCUUCCCACACCUUUGAAAGGUAUCUGAGAAUCACAUUUUUGUAAUAUGAUAACUUGUAGGUUUCUGAAACACCCACUUCAAUGACUGCUCUCACUGAAAUUUGACUCUAAAUAAUUGUUUCAUUUCUUCAAUUAUCAUGUAAUUCAUAGACUUGCAUUUAAGUGUUUCCAUAUACCAAUCUAAAAAACGGCAUGAUCCGGACUUAGGUCUGAGCUGUGAGAGAUAUGUUUGUUCUAACAAUGCUAUAACAAUAGUCUUACUUCUGUCCACCUUUCUACCUACUUUUUGGAAUUUCAUGCUCUAAUCAUACUGUGAACGAAUUGGAAUCAAACCUUCUAUGCAGUGCAGUAAUAAUUUUUUCCAAUAUCUUAUUCUAUUAAUUGUUUUGCGAUGUAAUGAAUAAAUAAUGUAUGCAGAUAUAUACCCGAAUUACGCCAUUUACUUUGAAAUAUCGGUCUCAUUUUUCACAGGACAGGGCAUCAGUUGCGAAUUCCAAACAAUGGGACAUUUUCAAACAUUCACUAUUAAACACCCAAGUACUUUUGAGUAAUAAUAAUACCCGAAAUAUGAUACAUUUUCAAAUCUGAUUCUUUCUAAAAUCAUGAAUUGGCAACAUUGAAUAUCGGCAAAUUACGAAUGAAUGUAUGUUCGGUUCUUGGACACUACAUAAAGAAAUGUCCUAGAAAAGCUCUGGUAUGGUAGGCUAAAAGUAGCUGUAACCAAAACACUCUAAAAUAAUUGUCAAAACUUUCGCAAUAGUAAGAUAAGUUUUCUAGGGUCUGGGUAAUGUAUCACGCCUUCCUUGAACAGGAGAACCAUACCGUGCCAGCGUUUACACACACCAUAACCAUGGCUGUGAUGACCUUGUUGCAUCUAACAGUCUGUGUUGUGGGUUUGAGAUCCCAUGUUCAAUCACUUCAACUAUAGUGAACAUUCUUCUUGCAGAGCGUUACUUGCUCCUAAGGUGAAACUGCUCUAUGAUAAAAUAUCCUGUCAGUUUGAAAACCACGUUCAAUCAUAAAAAAUAGGGUAGCCCUUUGUAUCAAUACCUCCUCUUGCAGAGCAUUACUUGCAGCUAAAGUGUGCAACUGCUCUAUAAUGAAAUAUCCAGUCAGUUUAAAAACCACAUUGAAUCCUAAAAUUCCCCAUGAUUGUAGAAAAAUAAAUAUCAAAAUUUCAAACAGAGAAAUUUAUGAAAAAUUGCUAAAAAAAAUCACACCUUUUGAUGAAAAGCAUUUAUAAAAACAAAAGAAACAAUAAUCAAUCAAUAAACUUGACAGCUGUUUAGAAAUCCAAAAAUGUGCAGUGGAAACCUACUGAAGAGUUAAGCUUCAUCAGGCGAUGUUAACAAGUUCCAGUGUGCUGACCAACACUGCAUGUCUAGUACAGUCUUGUCGGUCAAA
Messenger RNA from Styela clava, 3273 nucleotides. NCBI's taxonomy places the organism in Eukaryota, Metazoa, Chordata, Ascidiacea, Stolidobranchia, Styelidae. The record is from RefSeq and is a predicted model, not a curated record.